This is a messenger RNA of Anopheles moucheti, 1512 nucleotides long. RefSeq names its product zinc finger protein 354A-like. Gene Ontology annotation, cellular component: nucleus; chromosome. The transcript has 4 exons. The record is from RefSeq and is a predicted model, not a curated record. Gene Ontology annotation, molecular function: chromatin insulator sequence binding; zinc ion binding. Gene Ontology annotation, biological process: regulation of transcription by RNA polymerase II. Lineage: Eukaryota; Metazoa; Arthropoda; Insecta; Diptera; Culicidae. The coding region runs from base 91 to 1137 and encodes 348 amino acids.
GUGCGUGAGGCCUACCAGCCUGAUGACAUUUCGUGCUUUUGACAACCGCUACUGUGUUUACCAACAUCCAAUAAUCCUCUACUUUUCGGGAUGGCGAUGGCAUCGCAGGGAAUGUUCCAAAUUUGUCGGUUUUGCUUGUGCCAAGAUGAAGCAUUACUGAUUCCACUAGAGGAUAUAUUGGAUUUCGGUCUUGCCUUCCCAGAUGUAAUCGCAGUUACGGGAAUAGAGAUAAAUGAGGACAACAUAGCAUCAUACGCCAUGUGCUUGGAAUGUACAACCAAAUUGAAAAGCUCUGUCGCCUUCCGGAAUUGCUGCCUAAGCAAUGAGUCUCACUUUCAAGAGCUUUGCGCUGUUCUGUCUGCCAGUGUUAAAGAAACGCGUACUAAAAUUAGUAACAAAAUCGAAUUGGUUGAUAGCUCGGAUGAAUCAAUGGAUUUGGAUCUGGACUUCUUAGACACGAAUAUCGAAGAUUCUCCUGGAAGUCCACAAAGCAAUGGAGAGCCCUCUCACAAUGAAAAUGUUAUUGAGGAGCCUGAGGAAACGUCACAAUCUAUCAAUGCUAAAGAAGAAAUAUUUUCGUACUCUGCCAAUUACAUCCCGCCGGGAGAAACCGUAUUUUCCGAAGAAGAGUAUGAUGAACGGUAUGAUUGGGACAUCAGGUUAAACCCGCCGGUUGCGCCCAGGCCUAGGUUUAAAGAGCCAUACAGAAGGACCAGAGUGCAUCUUUGUGAUAUAUGUGCCCUAUUGACCACAAGCUUUGGAUCACACAUGAAAAAUCAUGCAGAAGAAGGCACAUUCAGUUGUCCGCACUGUCCAGCAAAAUUCAAGCAAAAAAACAAUUUAGCACCACAUAUACAAACUGUGCAUUUGAAAACAGUUACGAAAACGUGCAAGAUAUGCGGCAAAGGAUUCGUUCACCACAAAACGUACAGAUAUCACAUGUUUACUCAUCAAGAUGAAGGAAAAACCUUCGAAUGCAAGGAUUGUUCGAAAACCUUCAAGAACUCUAUUUACUUGAGAGAUCACAUGAAAAGGGUUCAUAAUGCGGCCCAACCAAUUAGAAAGAAAUACUCAGGAGAAAGUAGCGGAAGGAAACGAAGCAGAUCCAAUACUGUGAUCGAACAAGUAAAAGAUUGAUUGCAAUAAUUCUAUUUGACUAUUUUGCUCAACUCUCUAGGUAUUCUGGGACCCUAUCUGCUGCCCGUUAUUUUAGCUUUGAAAACCUUGGCUCCUCGUUGAGCUUGCCCAGAUUGUUGCCUAGUAACUUCCUAUCUGACUGACUUACCUGCACUCCUUUCCGUAGUUUGUUUUUAUGUACAGACUAUUUUCCGUUUUCUCGUCCCCCUUUACGGUUAAAAUGACCCAUUACUUGGUUGAAUUCGGGUUUUAAUUUCACGGAGUAUUUCCAAAAGCUUGGCUAUCUAAUGUGUCACGAGCACAUUGAUCAGAUUGGAUUAGUCCUAAGUUAUACACUACAUUGUAAAAGCCAAACGGUAUUCAAUAAAAUAAAAU